AUGUCUGAUGCUAUAGGGACACCGCCACAGGUGCCUAUGAUAUAUUGCGGAGGCAUGGUAUCGCCACAGCCGUCGUUCUGUAAUGUGUCGGAUAUAUCCGCGUCUGUCUCAGGUGAUGACUAUGAAUACACCGGGGGUUCCGGUGACGGCUACCAACGGUCAUCGAAGCGCAGCUACCAUGGGUCAUCGUCAGGUGGCACAGCAUCGGCCUCGUCUUACCAUCCCUAUCGGCGUUAA
Messenger RNA from Arctia plantaginis, 237 nucleotides. The record is from the annotation of a GenBank genome assembly. NCBI's taxonomy places the organism in Eukaryota, Metazoa, Arthropoda, Insecta, Lepidoptera, Erebidae.